GAUUUCGGUGCGUUCAUUUUUUUCGACCACAUGUGAUAUGAAGUUUACGAGAGUUCUUUUUAAAAUUGUGCCAAAGAAUAUAAAAGGAAAGUCCACUAAUGAGCAACGUUGGUUGAAGAGACAAUUAAAUGAUCGUUACGUUAAGCAAUCGAAAACUGAUUAUUAUAGAUGUAGAAGUGCUUAUAAAUUAAUCGAAAUUGAUGAUAAACAUAGAAUUUUAGAGCCAGGAUUCUCUGUAGUAGAUUGCGGAGCGUCUCCAGGCUCUUGGAGUCAGGUGGCUGUUAAAAAAGUGAACGCAGAUGGUUCUAUUCCUAAUGCCAAAAUAGGUCAAGUUAUUGGCAUUGAUUUAAAGUCAAUAGAAAAAAUAAAAGGAGCUACUUUUUUCAGCUGCUCUGAUUUUACUGAGGCUGUAGUUCAGCAGAAAGUAUUAAAAACUCUUAAUUGUGGUAAAGCAGACGUUGUACUAAGUGAUAUGGCACCCAAUUCGUCUGGAGUAAGGAGUCUUGAUCACGAAAACAUUAUGGUUUUGUGCGAAUCAGUGGUAAAAUUUAGUAUAAACGUUUUAAAUGACGGUGGACACUUUCUUGUAAAAAUUUUACAAGGAGAAAAACAAGAUUUACUUUUAAGAGGUUUAAAAACAUGCUUUGAGCAGGUAAAGUACAUUAAACCUCCAGCUAGUAGAAGUGAUUCUACUGAACUAUACAUCAUUGCAAAGAAUUUUAAUAAAGCUUCUUAA
Molecule: messenger RNA, 736 nt
Organism: Dimorphilus gyrociliatus
Lineage: Eukaryota; Metazoa; Annelida; Polychaeta; Dinophilidae
Source: the annotation of a GenBank genome assembly